UAAACAAACCGGUACUGAACAGCAUGUUGACCCUUGUUUCACCCAAUGGGGGGAAUCUUUAGAUCCGCGCACCAGUCGAACCGGAAGUUCCAUUGUUUGGGCUCCUUGGAGAAAAAAGACACGAGAAAACAGAAGGAAUAGAAGAUAAAGAGAGAAAGAAAGCGGAUUUUCUGCAUUUUGCCAAUUGCAUGUCGACCAGCAACAUACCGUACGGGGCUUAUAGCCAGCCUGAAAUACUAGAACCAUCAUGUCUUUCACCACAAAACAACAAAGACAAUGACGUGAAUACCACUUGAACCACCAAAAGGAUAAUAAACCACAAACAGAGACACAACCACAAUUUCAGCAAUCUCCAGACCGAUCACAGCACAUUGAGAGUUACUAUCGCACAACUGUCCAUGUAGCAUCUCCUGGCCAACCACAGCCCGUUGAGUGUUAUUAUCAUGCAACUGUCAAUAUAACAUAUACAGAACGGAAUCCACCCAUUCAGGAAUACCAUCGCACAACUGUCUGUAACACAUUCCAGCAGGAUCAGCAUCGCAAUGAAUCACAGUCCGCAGGAACAACGUCAUUGGGACCAAAAACUAAACAGACAAACUCAACAACAGAACAGUUACGUCUCAUUUAUUCACGAACAGCCAGAUUCGUAUUACUUGGAGACACAGCACAAAACACAACAGCAGACAGCACAACUUUAUCAAGAACCAGAGCCGCAGAACUUUCUAUUCCAGAACAACACCAAUCAUGCUCCAAUACAACACCACACCAAUCAUGCCCCAAUACAACACCACACCAAUCAUGCUCCAAUACAACACCACACCAAUCAUGCCCCAAUACAACACCACACCAAUCAUGCCCCAAUACAACACCACACCAAUCAUGCCCCAAUACAACACCACACCAAUCAUGCUCCAAUACAACACCACACCAAUCAUGCCCCAAUACAACACCACACCAAUCAUGCUCCAAUACAACACCACACCAAUCAUGCUCCAAUACAACACCACACCAAUCAUGCCCCAAUACAACACCACACCAAUCAUGCUCCAAUACAACACCACACCAAUCAUGCCCCAAUGUUUAAAACAGAACAGCAAGGAAUUUACAAACCACAGCCAGACCGAAACCAACAAUUGCAGGAACAUUGCCAAAAUAACCCAGAACCAAAACGAAAACAAUUACAUCCCAACCAUCAGGACCCACAUAUCCAAACACAAAGGCAAAAAGAACAGCUUCGAUUAGAAGCAAAGAGACUUCGGGAGCGCGAAAGCUACCAUAAAAACCCAGAGUCAAAGAGACUUCGGGAGCGCGAAAGAUACCAUAAAAACUUAGAGGCAAAGCGACUUCAACAGCGGGAACGUUACCAACAAAACUCAGAGGCAAAGCGACUUCAACAGCGGGAACGUUACCAUCAAAACUCAGAGGCAAAGCGACUUCAACAGCGGGAACGUUACCAUCAAAACUCAGAGGCAAAGCGACUUCAACAGCAGGAAUGUUGCCAACAAAACGCAGCGACAAAGCGACUUUGGGAGCGAGAAUCCUACAAACACGACCCGAAGCCGAAGCGACUUCGGGAGUGCGAAACCUACAAACACCACGCAGAACCAAAAAGAAACAGUGAAAAGUCAAAGCAUGCUGAAAAUCCUGCUUUACAAACAACUGCAAAGAAAAGACUAUACCAUCAGAACCUAAACAAAAAAAACAUUUGCUACAAAGUGAAACAAUUAGUAAACACAUACAAAAGGAAAAACAUUUUAAGACUCCAACGCCAAAAACAAUACUACAUCACACGACUUGUGAGAAGCUUAAAAGGCAGGAGUCAUGCUUCAAAACUCAUGACAGCAACAUAUCUUGUUGACCUUUCCAUCGAGGUCUCUUUGAAAAUGCAGAACAACCUACAACGUCAGUUUACUGCACUACAAAGCAGCACAUGUGUCUUUCUUAAACAAAUACAAGCACAGGAUAAUGUCUCCCAACAAGCAGAGAUGAUAUGUGGCCCAAGUCAACACACAUCACACACUGAGGCCUACUUUUGGGAAGGCACAUAUAAUAGCACUGUUCUAUCAUGCAUUCCCAUUGAUGAAAAAGGCCAAUGUCACAUUUUCCCUGAUGUGCCACUGAAAAAGGACAAAAAACAUGCUCAGCCUCAGCCACUGUCACAGGAAGACAACAGUGAAGAACACGGGCAACCAAAGGAAAAUCAAAGCACACACAAAUGGCAGUGCCAUAAAAACAUCUGUCAAAUUGACUUAAGCACUGCUCUUGUUCCAUGUGUACUGGACAUCCUUGAGAGCAUUGUUUCAGAGGACCCAAAACAUGCACGUACAUUUAUGGACACAUUUGAUGACUGUGCAAAUGAGGCUUUUCACUCAUCCAACAAAGCUGGUCAUCCCAUUAGCUGCUACAUGUAUAGGAGCACUUGUAAAUCAUCACUCCGUUACCUCCGUACCCUUGGCUGCCAUUUUCCACGUGUAAGAAAACUUGUACAUAACAUUUAUUCUGUGGUUACAGUGUACCGCCAAAUAACAUCUUUGCAAAAAGCCUUGGAAGAUGGUGAUGAGCACACUAUGACAGAACUGUGCAAACCUUACUUGAACACACCGGACGUGCAUCCCCAGGAACAUCCAGAGUUUUUACUGAGUGACGCAUCCAUUCUCACAAAAUAUCAUGCACAAUUUCUGACUUACACACAACUCUCCGCUGAUACACCAAAACACGCUUGUGCUUCUUGUGACAAGCUGUGCCACAGAAGAGAAUGUGUUCAAAUAGCUACCAUGCAAACAACACCAGACAAUGACAAGUGGCUGAAUCUCAUGGUUUACUUAGAUAGAACCAACACACCAGCACAGUAUGUCUGCCACUACUGCCUGCAAAAGUUUCGCACCAACAAACUGCCACCCCGAUGUGUCCUCAACCAAAUGGCCGUCCCCAGGAUCCCUACUGAAAUUUCAUGCCUCAAUGAUUAUGAAAAAAUUCUUAUUCAACGUGGAAAAGCUUUUCAAACUGUCUCAAGAAUAUCUCCAGUUUCCAGUAGCAAGAGGUUGCCUCACCAACAGAGAGUUCAGAAAAUGCAUGGCCGAACCUUUCACCUGCCAUUGCCUCUUCAGGAAACACUGAGCAAACUACCCCCGCCAAACCAAGCCUUGCCAGAUGACAUGGAACUCCACAUCCUGGUAUGCGGUGCACCAACAAAAUCCAAAACUGUUUUGGAAGACAUUGUGGAUCUCAAUAAAGUGUAUAAUGCUUUACAGAAGUUGAAGGAAAUCAAUCCUUUUUACAAAGACAUCAGCUUGCCACAAAACUCUGUUAACUUGCUUUCUAAUCAUAACUUGAAUGUAUUUCAAUGUCAUUCUGACAAUGAAGACCAAGGUGAAGAUGAAAUCACUGUCAAAGCAACAACCAAAGAACAACCUCACCCCAAAGAACCUUUAUUAUGUAAGGUUGAACCGGAGGAAGAGGCUGUCAUUUACCGCAAUUACACAAUACAUCCCAUACACAGUGAAAGAAAGAAAGGUACAGCGACUGCUCUUUACCAAAUGCUUCACAUACAGGAUGACGCUCUGGAAGACUGGGAGAAAAAACUAGACCUCCUGUGUUUCCCAGACCUGUACACUCAUGGAAUUCAUGGAAUGCAUGCUGAACGGAUGCCCCGUUUGAAUCCAACAGAGUUUGUCAAAGCUCGCCUUCAGUCAUGCCACGCACAAUUCAGGCUCAAUCAACAGUAUAUCUUUCACCUGCAGCAUGAGGCCAAUCUUCGCCAGAUUAACGGAGGUUUUUACCACAAGCUGAAGAUGCACCAUCCCCAGGAACGUAUGACUGCAGCACAGUGGUUGCAACAGAUGUCAAAUGACAACCUUGAAUCUGAUCUUACCACCAUUUACUCCCGUUUAAAGAACACUCCACAAUACUGGCGUAAACCAAGAAAUGAUGUGGAAGCUAUGACUCAAGCAUACGGAGCAGCAACAUGGUUUGUCACACUGAGUCCUGCAGAAUGGACCUGGACUGACCUGGGACAAUACAUAAAGGAGGUGAAUGGACCAGGCUUUGCAAACUUACCUAUCAGUGAACUUGUUGCACGAGAUCCUGUCAGUGCAUCUCGGUUCAUGCACAACAAGUUUCUUGCAAUCUUGAAUUUUAUCACAUCUCCAAAUGGUCCUCUGGGGAAAGUUACACAUUACUUUUGGCGCAGAGAAUACCAGGGUCGUGGAAUGCAGCACUUCCACAUGCUUCUUUGGGUGGAAGAUGCACCACUUAUUGGUGUUUCCCCCAACUCACAAAUUGCAAAGUAUAUUCAUGAACAUGUCACCUGUGCCAUUCCAAAUGACUUGAUAGCACCUGUACUCAGAGACCGGGUCUUGAAAUGGCAGCAACAUAAAUGCAACAAGUACUGUCUAAGAUCCAAGAAAACCCCAAACAAGGUGGUGACAGUUUGUCGCUUUGGAUUUCCCAGAAAAGAACAAACCAUUGUGGUAAUCCGAGAUGUGGCUGAGGCCAUUGCUGGACGGAAAGGACUAAAUCCUCAUAGUAGACUCUAUGAUCUCCCACGGAGUAGUACAGAAGUCAGAAUCAAUGAUUACAAUCCAGCCAUUUUGCUAGCUUGGGAAGGCAAUAUGGAUAUCCAGUUCAUUGGCGAACAAUCUACAGCCCUCAACCGCUACAUUACAAAAUACCUCUCCAAACCUGAGAAGAGUUACCCCUUUAGCAUCAUGAAUGACAUCAACUCAAACAAGUCUCUGACCAGCAGACUGUGGAAUGUUGCACUCCGCAGUUUGUCCAACAGAGAAUGUGGUGCACUUGAAACAGCAGACAACCUCCUAGGCUUACCUCUCUAUGGCACAGAUCCGCAGACAACCAUCAAGUGGAUUGAUGUAUCAAAGGUAUCUAGCCGCCGGCUGAAAUCCAAAGAACACGUUGACAUGCUAGCAAAAGAAAAUCCUGACUCAACUGACAUCUACUUCCCUUCCUGGAUUGACUCCUACUACCCAAAACGUCCGGAGGCUCUGCAAGACAUGAGCCUCUAUGAUUUCAUUGCAUGGCAUGAUGUGGUGACAGAGAAGCCCAAAAAUGAAAACAUCCCUUGUUACAUGUUUCCCUUUGGGUACAUCAAAAAAAGACGCAUCCCCUACCUAAUCAAUCAUUACCAUUACAGUGUACAAGACUGCCCAGAGGACUACUACUAUGCUAUCCUCCUACUUUUCAAGCCAUGGAAAGACAGAAGAGAUCUUCUUUCUGAAGGGUGUCAUUCCUAUGUGGAAGCCUUCCGUGCAUGUAAGGAUAACCUGCAAAAAGCUAUGGCCUAUCAUGACCAACUACAACAAAUAGCUGCAGCUGAUGAGGAGGUAACUCGACUAGUAGAGAAAAAACAAAAGGAAAUAGAGGCUGAACAGGACAAUGACCUUCAAACAGAAGAACCUGAAAAUCCAGUUUGCUUUGCUCCUCUGCAGGCCGCAGAGGCAGUGGCUGAAUUCAGGGAUGUGGCGGCACUACCUCUUCUACAAAAUGUACAAGACAUGCUCACGCGCCUUAAUAAAGAUCAGCAGAGAGUGUUUGACCACAUUGCCAAAACUUUGCAACAACAAACUGAAGCAAACGCCUCCAUCCUCCGCAUGUUUGUGAGUGGCACUGGAGGCACAGGGAAGACUUUUCUCAUUCAAACUGUCGCAGCAUGGGUGAGACAGAGCCUGGGAAAAGAAGUGGCAAUCACAGCACCCACUGGAGUUGCAGCUCACAAUAUCAAUGGGAUGACCAUUCACAGACUACUAAUGCUUCCAGUGGAGCAUGGAAAAACACCAGUGUAUCGUAACCUCUCUGAUGAGGUACUGCAAUGCCUUCGUACAGACAUGCGAGACGUGACCCUCCUCAUUAUUGAUGAGGUGUCCAUGAUUACCAAUGUCACUUUAUUGUACAUCCAUCUUCGUCUGUGUGAGAUUUUCCAGACUGCUAACACAGAUGAUGGCUGGUUUGGAAAAAUCAACAUCUUACUUCUGGGGGAUUUGUUACAGCUUCCACCUGUGCAUGAGAAUCCACCUUAUGUGCCAGUUACUCAAGAGGAAUUGCACAAACUGACUGGCUCCAUGGGAUCUGUGGAUCUGUGGAAUUUAUUUGCAUAUGAUGAACUCACAAUCAAUAUGCGCCAGAAGCAGGACAGGACUUUUGAAAACCUCCUUAAUCGUGCCCGACUUGGAGCCACCAACCAAGCUGAUCACAGAUUGUUGACUUCACACUUGAUACCUAUGGAAAGAGGCGAUCUUUCCAGUUACAAAAAACAAAUUAUCAAACACAUGAAAGACUUGGAUGCCAAGGAUCCAAGCUCAACCUGCAUCAUGCCUACUGUAGAUGCCUGUAACCAGAUCCAGACUGUCAUACUUGAUAGUAUGCCAGGAGAGGACAUUCAUCUUAUGGCAAUUGACACUGUGGACUGCCCUCGUAACUUCCGAAGAAAUGUGCUGAAAAAAAUGAACGCCUGCAAGGCUGACUGCAGUCAGGCAGCUGGACUGGAAACUAUCAUACGAGUCAAAAUAGGAUGCAAACUGAUGCUUCGCAAGAACAUUGACACUGGUCUCAUCAAUGGGGCAAUAGGGAAGCUUCAAGCUGUUUCCUACCAUCUGGAAAACACAAGUAUGGUCAAAACCAUAACCAUCAAAUUUAACAAUGGAGUCACCCAUACCUUUGAACGCAUGCGCUCAAAGUUUGAAAUCAUGGACAGAGUCUACAUUGUUCGAGAGCAGUUCCCAGUCAUUGGUGCUCAUGCAAUCACCAUUCACAAAUGCCAGGGGAUGACUCUAAAUACAGUUAUGAUGGAUCUUGGUAACUCCAUUUUUUCCUGUGGACAAAGUUUUGUUGCACUUUCCAGAGUUACAUCCUUAAGUGGUGUCCACCUUAUCAACUUUGACCCCACCUGCAUUAAGGCACUUCAAACUGCAGUUGUAGAAUACAAUAGGCUCAGAGGGAUUUAUUGCCCUACGUUGAUAAGCAUGAAGGAGACCAACACACACAAGGGACAAAAGGUAAAAGACCGUGUGCAUUUCAUUCACCAAUCCAUCACUCAUGUCCAGGAACAGCAAAAGCCUCAAUCUUCUAAGAGAACACUUGCAGUUACACAUCCAUUCAGAGGCUUGAGCAAUCCGAAUUUCACCUCAUGCUAUGCAAAUGCAACAUUGCAAUGCCUUCUUCACUUGCAACCCCUGAAGGAUUCAUUAAAACACAGCCAGCAUGAGCCUAUCAGAAACUUUGUUCGCAAUUAUGACCACUUGCCACCCACUGCAUCUUUAACUACUGUGGACAUAUGUCACUUUUUAGGAGAACCCUUCAAUAGAGGUGAGCAGCAAGAUGUUGCAGAGUUUCUCACCAAAUUGUCUCACAUUUGUCCUGAAGUAUCUCGCAUGGUUUCAGUCACCAUAAGUCAUGACAUUCUAUGUACCAGAUGUAGGUACCGCUCAUCAAACCGAGAGGUGUUGCAUGUUUACCCUCUACAUAUACCUGCUGGGACAGAUUUCAUGUGUUUGGAAGAACUCAUUCACAGAAAUAACAAAUGGGCAAUGAUUCCUGGUAGCAAAUGUAGGCAAUGCAACACUUCUCCAAUCAUGAAACGUCAACUUAUUCAAUCAGCAGGAAGAAUGAUUGCAGUCCAACUUAUGUUUUGGGAAACCAAACCAGAUGGAACUGUUACAAAGCGACAUGAUGCCAAGUUUACUGCUGUGCAUAAGAGUAAAAUUAAUGUGGAUGACAGGAAUUACCAAUUAUCUUCCAUUAUCAUACACCAGGGACAGGGUGUUGAUUCAGGACACUAUGUGUCUGUUCUUGCAGUGGGUGCUACUUGAAAAUGGGUGCAUGCAAAUGACACACUCAUUGAAGUCAAAUCAUGGCCAAGAAAUGCAAAGGACAUGUAUAUGGCCUUUUAUGAAGAGAUCUAAUGCUUUACAAAUGACUUCUAUUGGGCUAUGUUCAUAACUCCACUAUAUCAUGGAGAAUACUGUUUUGUUUCAAGCAUUAUAAUCUCUUCGUAUAAUGCUCUUUAGCACUGACGUUCAUACGUACCUUUUUAACCAUUCAUAACAUUUUACUUUUGUACCUGUGUAAAAAUCAAGUUACCCAAAAUAUUCAUUGUUUUUACCACUGAUGGAUGUACAUUUGCAACCAAAAUAAUAAAAAAUCUUUAUACACUUACAACACUGUCAAAAAGUCCCUUCUAUACCACUAUCUUACUUUCAAAUCUUUUCUCAUUACUGUUAUUUUACUUCACGUAUUACUCUCGUGGCUUGCCAGCCUGUCUGUCUGUCUGUCUGUCUGUCUAUCUGCCUGCCUGCCUGUCUGUUUGUCUGCAUGUCUGUCUGUCUACCAUACACAUUCUCGAAUAUCUUUCCCUCGCUUUAUUCAUUAUCUGUUGAAGUAAAAAAAAGAAGUGAUAUCUAUAACAAAAACAUUGUCAAUGUAAAAAAAACAAGUUAGAAAAACGCAACAGCCAUUUAAGG
Acipenser ruthenus (sterlet) is the source of this 8471-nucleotide messenger RNA. RefSeq names its product zinc finger protein 189-like. The transcript has 3 exons. Gene Ontology annotation, biological process: DNA repair; regulation of transcription by RNA polymerase II; telomere maintenance. The record is from RefSeq and is a predicted model, not a curated record. Gene Ontology annotation, molecular function: RNA polymerase II transcription regulatory region sequence-specific DNA binding; DNA-binding transcription factor activity, RNA polymerase II-specific; cysteine-type deubiquitinase activity. The coding region runs from base 543 to 7820 and encodes 2425 amino acids. Gene Ontology annotation, cellular component: nucleus. Lineage: Eukaryota; Metazoa; Chordata; Actinopteri; Acipenseriformes; Acipenseridae.